This is a messenger RNA of Gastrolobium bilobum, 2722 nucleotides long. RefSeq lists its product as uncharacterized. NCBI's taxonomy places the organism in Eukaryota, Viridiplantae, Streptophyta, Magnoliopsida, Fabales, Fabaceae. The record is from RefSeq and is a predicted model, not a curated record. The transcript has a single exon. The coding region runs from base 96 to 2324 and encodes 742 amino acids.
CUUCCAAAUAUCUGUGAUGAAUAAAAAUUGCCACGAUAUGAGUCCAGAGAUAUCUCCAACGUCCAAUAAUACCCAAAGGAUAAAAAUUGACAGAUAUGGACAAGGAUAUAUUAGAAUGGCCCCACCUUAUCACAUUUUUUAUUUUUUAUUUUUUUCACCUGAAUACAAGUUCUUCAAAGGUAAAGGUGCAUUUGCAUUCAUCAUCAUCAGCAUUCACCACCACACGAUUCCCCUCUUCCUUCUCAGAAACAAUGAAAGCACUACGGUACUUACCUUUUCUGUGGGUAGUGUUACUGUUACCCUUACGUAGUGCAGCUGAGGAAGCUUCAAGCAGCAUCAUCUUCACUACACUUGGCAGAGCUUACUAUGCUUUCGACAUCUAUUCCCUCCCAAUUCAACAACACCGAUCCACUCCUAACAAAGAAUUACGAAUCACCGAUGGUCACUCCGUCAAUUUCAACGGCCACUUCACCAACCACACCAAUAUCCAACUUCCCAACGACCCGCCACCUCUGCAACUCGUUUACGUUACGGAGAGAAACGGCUUCCCCACCAUAUACUACGACGCCGUUUAUACAACCACAACUAGGAGAAAAAGAUCAGCUCUUGAAUCUGUUGUUGCAGAUAGAAUCCAAGUUCCUCUUUUACCAAAUCAAGUUUCUAUGAAAGACAAGCCUACUGUGACACCCGAUGGCGAAUAUUUGGUUUAUGUAUCCACCCACGAGGACCCGGGUUUGCCACGUGUCAGUUGGGCUGCGGUUUACUCCACCCACCUCAAAUCGGGUCUGACCCGAAGGCUCACCCCGUACGGCGAGGCUGAUUUCAGCCCCGCCGUGUCUCCGUCAGGUACCUUGACGGCGGUGGCAUCCUACGGCGCUGACGGUUGGGACGGUGAGGUAGAGGAUUUAACUACCGACAUCUAUGUUUUCUUAACUCGAGAUGGAACUCAGCGAGUCAAGGUUGUUGAACACGGUGGCUGGCCCUGUUGGGUCGACGAUCGCACUCUUUACUUUCACCGGAGAGGCGAUGACCAGUGGUGGAGUAUUUACAGAGCGAUUCUCGGUGACUCGGUGGUGAUCGAACGAGUCACCCCACCGGGUCUCCACGCGUUCACACCUGCAACCUCACCGGGAAAUAACAAGUUCAUCGCCGUCGCAACGAGAAGGCCGGGGUCGAGUUUUCGUCAUGUUGAGCUAUUCGACCUGGUUAACAACGAGUUCAAGGAGCUGACUCGCUUGGUUUCGCCUCGGGCUCACCACCUCAACCCGUUCAUCUCGCCCGAUUCGUCGCGGGUCGGGUACCACAAGUGCAGGGGAGAACCCAACGGAAAGGAAAGUAGCCCCCAGUUGUUGCUAGAGAAUGUUCGGAGCCCCGUGCCCGGUCUAACUCUCUUCCGGUUCGUCGGUUCUUUUCCGGUUUUCUCACCCUCUGGGGACCAAAUCGCUUACGUUGGGUUGCCUGGUAUUUAUGUAGUGAACCGGGACGGUUCGAACUUGCGAAAGAUUUCCGACGUUACUGUCUUCUCGACCGCGUGGGACCCGGUUCGACCCGGAGUUAUUUACACUGCCAUCGGCGAAACAUUUGCUUCGGAGAGCUCCGAGGUUGAUAUUGUAUCCAUCAACAUUAACAAGAAGAGUCUCAAGAGAUUGACCCUGGACGGUGAGAACAACGCUUUUCCGUCACUCUCGCCCGACGGAAAAUGGAUAGUGUUCCGGUCGGGUCGGUCGGGUCAUAAGAACCUGUACGUGAUGGAUGCGGUUGGUGGAGAGAGAAACGGGCUUAGAAGGUUGACGGAGGGUCCAUGGUCUGACACAAUGUGCAAUUGGUCACCUGAUGGAGAAUGGAUCGCUUUUGCAUCGGACCGGCAUGACCCGGGUAGUGGGAGCUUCGAGAUUUACCUGAUCCACCCGGAUGGAACCGGGUUGAGGAAGCUGAUUCAAAGCGGGUCGGGUGGGAGGACAAACCACCCGUAUUUUAGCCCGGAUGGGAAGAGUAUAGUGUUCACAUCAGACUAUGCUGGCAUAUCAGCAGAGCCAAUCUCCAACCCGCAUCACUACCAGCCAUAUGGUGAAAUAUUCACCGUUAGAUUGGAUGGUUCAGGUAUCCAGAGAUUGACCCAUAAUUCGUACGAGGAUGGAACCCCUGCUUGGUCACCUAAAUAUAUGAAGCCAGUGAAUGUUGAGAGGCCGAAGGGUCCCUAUUGCUCUUUUGAAGAUUGUCAUUGGCUCAACAACAUACCAAAUGGGACAGUUGCGGGUGUGACUGCUGCUGCUAGUGCUAUGAGUAUGACUAGCCCUGUAUCAAAUGCUCAGUGCGGUUUAUAAAUGUUGGUGCCAUUUUCUGCUCUAAUAUUUGUGUAAGCCAUCAAUUAUCUACUGCUGAAUAACGAGUUUGGUACUGUUAAGUUGCAUGUAUGAUACUUCAGUAAAUGUGGGAUGUAAAUAUUAUAGGUUGUACGUGUUUUAUUAAUGUGAUUUUGAUGAUGCUUGUAAGGCCGGUCAUUUUAUAUACUUUAGGCCUUCCCCUUGUGUAGUGGGGGUACUAGACAGAAGCAGCUCUAGAAAUGGAAGCAUGUGAAACGUCAUAUGUAUAUAUAAUUAUUGUGCUCUUUUUAAAAACCUUUUAAGGAUUAGGUUGUGAAAUUUAGCAAUCUCCCAAGGCACGGUAUGACUUGAGCCAAGCUCUAUUAUGGUUUAUUGAUGCUAUAUUAAAAAAAAUGCAG